Messenger RNA from Larimichthys crocea (large yellow croaker), 1434 nucleotides. Its product is annotated as keratin, type I cytoskeletal 13. The transcript is spliced from 7 exons. Gene Ontology annotation, cellular component: cytoskeleton. The record is from RefSeq and is a predicted model, not a curated record. Gene Ontology annotation, molecular function: structural molecule activity. The coding region runs from base 62 to 1354 and encodes 430 amino acids. Lineage: Eukaryota; Metazoa; Chordata; Actinopteri; Sciaenidae.
CUCUUCACUUUCUCCUCUCGAGCUGAAGCAGAAGCCUCUCUGACCUUCAUCACCACGCAGAAUGUACACCCACGGCAGGAUGUCUGUUGGCGGUGGAGCCUACAGCAGUAGGUCCAUGUUUGCUGGAACUGGAUCUGGAGGCUCUUCCCGAAUCUCCUCCAGCAGCGGCAUGGCCCUGUACAGCGGUGGAGGUGGAGGUGGAGGUGGAGGUGGAGGUAGCUAUGGCUUCAGCUACAGCAGUGGAGCAGGUGGUGCCGGGUUUGGCGGCGGUGCAGACAGCUUUGAGGUCUCUGCUAACGAGAAGGCCACCAUGCAGAACCUGAACGACCGCCUGGCCUCCUACCUGGAGAAGGUGCGCAAGCUGGAGACGGCCAACGCCGACCUGGAGCUGAAGAUCAGACAGUUCCUGGAGAGCAAGACCUCCCCAUCCGCCAGAGACUACAGCGCCUUCUACGUCACCAUCGCAGAGCUGCAGGGCAAGAUUCUGGAUUCUACCAGAUUCAGCGGGGGCAUCUACCUCUCCAUCGACAACGCCAAGCUGGCUGCCGACGACUUCAGGGUCAAGUACGAGAACGAGCUCGCCAUGCGUCAGUCAGUCGAAGCCGACAUCGCCGGACUGAGGAGAGUCCUGGAUGAGCUGACCCUGAGCCGGACAGACCUGGAGAUGCAGAUCGAGGGCCUGAAGGAGGAGCUGAUCUUCCUGAAGAAGAACCAUGAGGAGGAGCUGCUGGCCAUGCGCACUCAGAUGAGCGGUCAGGUGAACGUGGAGGUGGACGCCGCUCCUCAGGAAGACCUCACUAAGAUCAUCGAGGAAGUCAGAGAACACUACGAAGCCGUCUCUGCCAAAAAUGCCAAAGACCUGGAGGCGUGGUACCAGACGAAGUCAGAGUCACUGACACAAGAAGUAGCAGUCCACACAGAAUCCCUCAGCAUGUCCAAAUCUGAGGUCACGGAAGUCAAGCGGACUCUGCAGAGCCUGGAGAUCGAGCUGCAGUCCCAGCUCAGCAUGAAAGCGUCGUUGGAAAACACCCUGAGCGAAACUCAGAACCGGUACGGGGCAAUGCUCGCGGGUUACCAGAGCCAGGUGUCCAUGAUGGAGGAGCAGCUGGUGCAGCUCAGGGCCGACCUUGAGAGACAGUCCCAGGAGUACCAGAUGCUGCUGGACAUCAAGACCAGGCUGGAGAUGGAGAUCGCCGAGUACAGGAGGCUGCUGGACGGAGAGGGGAGCUGCAGCUCCUCCAUCACCUCCACCUCCACAACCACCACCAAACAGAAAGUGAUCACCAUCGUCGAGGAGAUCGUGGACGGGAAGGUGGUGAGCUCUUCCUCAGAGACCAUCAGUCAGACCCUGUGAGCACCAUCAGGGGGCGCUCUCACAGCUUGCAACAACUUAAAUGCCAAAAUAAAAGUCUGCUGAGGUGCUUCAAAAUAAAA